AAAAGUCCGACCACGAUGGUCAAGUCGAAGUGUUGUAAGCUGGUGUUUUGGAUGGCAUUGGUGGUUCUCCUAGCCUCCAAAGUGGAGGCCCGCAAGCGCCUCAAGGUUGGGAUACACAAAAAUCCUCAGUCUAGUCAUCAAAAUGUGGAACACGAACUCAAGUCCUUGUCGGUAAAACAUAAUGUGAAGAGCACGAAAGUACUCUCAGCGACGGAAGCUCCUUUGAAAUCAAAGACCCAGGACGCAGGAUCUAGUGCUGCCAGCCUGAGCAAUUAUUACAAUACGGCUUAUUCUGUAGCUGUGGAGAUAGGCAAUCCGCCCCAGAAGUUUACUCUGCUGAUAGAUACAGGAUCCUCGAAUCUUUGGGUGCCAUCCAUUAAGUGUCCAGCCACUGAUAGGACCUGUGCCAAUCACAACAAGUACAAUUCCGCGGCAUCCAGCACAUUUGUGGCAAAUAAUACGAACUUUAACAUUGACUAUGGCUCCAAUUCGGGGGGUUCAGUGGCUCUAUCCGGUUUCCUGUCCCAGGACACAGUGACGAUAGCGGGUUUGCCCAUCAAGAAUCAAGUAUUUGCCGAGAUCACUGAGGAACCGGAGAACCCCUUCCUCAACGCCCCCUAUGAUGGCCUUCUGGGCCUGGCCUAUUCCGAGAUAUCCAUUGGCGGGGUAACCCCACCGUUUUAUAAUUUAAUCCAACAAGGCCUCAUCAAGAAGCCAGUCUUCUCCAUUUAUCUCAACAGAAACGGCACAAGUGCCAUUACCGGUGGUGAGCUUAUUUUAGGAGGCAUCGAUUCGGGUCUUUUUAGAGGAUGUUUGACCUACGUACCGGUCUCCACCCAGGGCUAUUGGCAAUUCACAAUGGGCAGUGCCGACAUAAAUGGCACAAACUUUUGCAACAAAUGCGAGGCCAUACUCGAUGUGGGCACCUCUCUGAUGGUGAUUCCCCAAAAUGCCCUAACCAAAGUCAACCAGAUAUUGGAGGUACUGAACCCGAAAGAAACCAACGGCGUAUUUUUAGUGGACUGUGCCAAAAUCCCCAACUUCCCGGACAUAAUCUUUAACAUUGGACGCAAGGAUUUUCCACUAAAGUCAAGUGAUUAUGUGCUCCGAUAUGGUAAUACGUGUGUUUCGAGCUUUACGAGCUUAGAGGGCCUUGAUUUCAUUAUUCUCGGCGAACCUUUCAUGGGUGCUUACUACACAGUCUACGAUUUGGGCUACAAUAUGCUCGGACUUGCCCCAGCACUGCAUUGAUCUUUGAAUCUCUCUGUUAUUAAUAUACCACAGUUUUUCUUACAGAUUUCUAACCAUAACUAUAAGAAAAUUUCAAUUUUAUUAAUUUAAAACAACUACGAACUACAAAUACUGCAGAGAUAACAUUUUAAUAUGUGUAUAUUAUAACUUUUUGUAUUUUGUAUUAAUAAAUUCCUUACCCCUUUGAAAGCGA
Messenger RNA from Drosophila ananassae, 1444 nucleotides. Its product is annotated as lysosomal aspartic protease. NCBI's taxonomy places the organism in Eukaryota, Metazoa, Arthropoda, Insecta, Diptera, Drosophilidae. Gene Ontology annotation, molecular function: aspartic-type endopeptidase activity. Gene Ontology annotation, cellular component: lysosome. The transcript has a single exon. The coding region runs from base 16 to 1251 and encodes 411 amino acids. The record is from RefSeq and is a predicted model, not a curated record. Gene Ontology annotation, biological process: cell death; proteolysis.